AUGAACGGGCACUACUCCGACGGCGGACUCUACAUCCUCCUCUCCCCCCUCGGCGGCGGAUACUACCACCAUGCCCUCUACAUCCACGUCUCCCACCCCUACGGCAUGCUCUACUACCUCAACCCCGCGACCGCGACCUCCCCGUCCACCCUAUGCGACCAACUGACCGAAGACAUUCCCACUUCCCGCACCAUCAUCGCAGCUCUCCUCAUCGACCCCGACGUCCGCGAUCACCGUCUCGCGAGCGCGCAUGACAUUUUAGUCGACACCCCUGUCCCUCCAGUCUCUACUUCUGCUAGCACUUCCGCAGAUAUCGCGAGCGCCAGCAGCGCUUGGGUCUUCUCAGCACUCACACGCCUCGGUGCAGCGGUGUUCGGCAUCGAUGAGCCCGUCGCGCCGUUGAUGGAGGAUGCUGUGCUCCUAGCUUCCUUUGCGGCCUCGAACGGGUCGAGCGAGAUGAGAGAGUCGAGGACGGUACGGGCGAAGAGGAAGGCGGCGGAGAUGUGGGAAGUGAGGAAGUGUGGUGUUAGUGGGUGUGAGACUUGUGCUAUGCUUCUCCAGAGGGGGUGUAUGGAUGGGUGA
Messenger RNA from Pseudogymnoascus verrucosus, 582 nucleotides. RefSeq lists its product as uncharacterized. The coding region runs from base 1 to 582 and encodes 193 amino acids. The record is from RefSeq and is a predicted model, not a curated record. The transcript has a single exon. NCBI's taxonomy places the organism in Eukaryota, Fungi, Ascomycota, Leotiomycetes, Thelebolales, Thelebolaceae.